Diospyros lotus (date-plum) is the source of this 1000-nucleotide messenger RNA. Its product is annotated as 60S ribosomal protein L12. Gene Ontology annotation, cellular component: cytosolic large ribosomal subunit; ribosome. The transcript is spliced from 2 exons. Gene Ontology annotation, biological process: translation. Gene Ontology annotation, molecular function: large ribosomal subunit rRNA binding; structural constituent of ribosome. The record is from RefSeq and is a predicted model, not a curated record. NCBI's taxonomy places the organism in Eukaryota, Viridiplantae, Streptophyta, Magnoliopsida, Ericales, Ebenaceae. Bases 77 to 577 code for a protein of 166 amino acids.
AACCCCUCACCCUCACCGCCUGUUGGUCGCAACAACUCCAGCUGUCUCUCUCUGAUCACCGUUUCGUCGCCUGAAAAUGCCGCCGAAGUUCGAUCCUACACAGGUCGUAGACGUCUACGUCCGAGUCACAGGCGGUGAAGUCGGCGCGGCGAGUUCGCUUGCUCCCAAAAUCGGCCCUCUAGGACUCUCCCCGAAGAAAAUCGGUGAAGACAUAGCCAAAGAGACGGCCAAGGACUGGAAGGGCCUCCGAGUCACGGUGAAGCUCACCGUCCAGAACCGCCAAGCUAAGGUCUCGGUCGUCCCCUCCGCCGCCGCUCUGGUUAUCAAGGCCCUCAAGGAGCCGGAGCGCGACCGCAAGAAGACCAAGAACAUCAAGCAUACUGGCAAUAUUUCUCUGGACGAUGUGAUAGAGAUCGCCAGGAUCAUGAGGCCGAGAUCGAUGGCGAAGGAACUCGCCGGCACCGUCAAAGAGAUCCUAGGCACGUGCGUGUCCGUUGGAUGUACGGUCGAUGGGAAGGACCCUAAGGAUCUGCAGCAGGAGAUCACCGACGGUGAUGUUGAGAUUCCACAGGACUGAUUUGGUGAUUUUGGCUGUCUUUAUUGCCAUGGCCAUAUUUAUCCUUGCAGAUUGAUUCCCUUUUUGGCUACCCUCAGAGGAUAUCAUUAUGGACCAUUCGAUUUCUGUUUUCUAUCUUUCUUCUGUUUCUGGAUGGGGAUGAGAGAAAUCCGGCCACCGAGCGCUUUGCGCGUUAUUCAUGUUAUGUCUUUCCUGGCAAUGUUAGCUCACAGUUUAGCCUGUUGGUUUCUCGCUAGCCAUUUAUGCAACCUCUGUUAACCAUAAUUGUCAAAGGUGCACUAGGCCCGAGGCGCAGCUUUGUGCGCCUCAUCACCACUGAGGUGCAGUGCCAUGCUUGAGGCGCUACCUAGGCACAUGCCUUGUAUGUAUAAGUGUAUUAAAGGCCUAUUUCUCAUCUAUUCCUCAUAUUACGUCUUAUUACUU